This is a messenger RNA of Rangifer tarandus platyrhynchus (Svalbard reindeer), 960 nucleotides long. NCBI's taxonomy places the organism in Eukaryota, Metazoa, Chordata, Mammalia, Artiodactyla, Cervidae. The record is from the annotation of a GenBank genome assembly.
AUGAACCUGGAAGCUGGGAGUACAUCACUGCUCCACUCCCUGAAAAACUCCAAAUUCCGGGAAUCCAUGACCCGUGAUGACCGCUUCCUCCUGGGGCUGCAUGAGUGCAAACUUCAGAACUGGAAGGGACGGGAAGGGGCUUUGGGUGACGUCGCCGGCGGCUUGGCGCGGUCGGGCACGAAAAGGUACGGAGGGGGUGAGUACUGGGGACUUGAAAAGGUGUCCUCAGAACAGGCCAGCUUAGGGGAGGUCCUGGCAGCUGAGCAAGGCCACGCCUGGAGGCUGCCGGAGGUGACGGAGCGGGGGAGGACCGCCCGGGAAGAUGGGGGCCGGGGGGUGGGAGCUGGGAAGCCCGGGCCCCCGCCAGCCCCAGGACCUCUGCCCGGCUGUGUCCCCGGCCCAGGCUCCUGGCCCUGCUCCGCCGUCCCCGCGUGCGCGCCGGGAGUCGGGCAGCAGGAAAAUCGUGUGUGUACCGUCUACCGUUCUCAUCGCCUCAACUUUCCCGAGGACAUGGCCUUGAGAGAGCAAGGUGGCGUUGAGACCAUCUGGCCACACAGAGUACGCAGCCGAAGCCCAGGGAGGACUCCACGUGAACGGCAGACUCGGCAGGUGGACACGGCAAUCUGCUGGUCUUACGGAGCCUCAGACGAGUCUCCUAUCGACCUGAGAGGCCCAGGCCGGGCCUGCAUUGUUCCAUUUUUGGAAUUCUUCAAGAGUGAGAGCAGCCUGGCUGUCAACGGAGCUCUGUUCACAGAGGCCGGCCCGGCAAAGGGGAGAGGGCCCGCUAUUGUCCGGCCGGGCUGCGGGCCGCUGGAAUGCGCUGGAAUGCUGGCCCGCGUGGCACAGCCCCAGAGCGGGGCCUUUGUGUGCAAACACCAGCAGAUCGGCCCUCCCAUAAAUAAUGACGACCUCACUGCUAGGGCUGGACAGGCGUCCGGGUACCAGGACUCCAUCCUGUGA